This is a messenger RNA of Necator americanus (New World hookworm), 1512 nucleotides long. RefSeq lists its product as uncharacterized. Gene Ontology annotation, cellular component: chromatin; transcription regulator complex. The transcript has 15 exons. The coding region runs from base 1 to 1512 and encodes 503 amino acids. Gene Ontology annotation, biological process: regulation of transcription by RNA polymerase II. Gene Ontology annotation, molecular function: RNA polymerase II cis-regulatory region sequence-specific DNA binding; DNA-binding transcription factor activity, RNA polymerase II-specific; protein dimerization activity. Lineage: Eukaryota; Metazoa; Nematoda; Chromadorea; Rhabditida; Ancylostomatidae. The record is from RefSeq and is a predicted model, not a curated record.
AUGGCGGCUCCGUACGACUACUCGGCGUACUCGGCUAUGGAUCCACACGUGUUACAGAUGGCCGAUAUUGGAGCAGGAUACUGGGGUGCCGGAACCCCAUCGUAUGCCCCACUUGGCGGUUUGUCACACUAUCCACCGCUCUCCUCCGGCACCGAAACUGACUAUGCCACCGCUCCAGCUGCAUAUCCAUCGCCGGUAGUACCGGCGGUCUCAGCGUCGAAUGGUACUGGGUCAUCGGAUGUACUUGAGAUUGGGAAGUCCAACGUGCAAUCCUAUGUCACCUCAACUUCAAACCCUGCCGUAUCGAGUGAUGCCCUCACGGCUAUGUACCAGCCUCCUACUGUUUGGCCUGGAUAUACAGGAUACAUGCCUCCCGACGAGAAAGCGGCGACGACACCUGGUGCCUCCAGUGCGUACCCGACGCUACCGUUGCCGUAUCCCUUUCCGGAUGGCUCGGAUCUUAAUCAUGCCUCGUUCUAUCCCACUCAGUCAACGCUUUCCGACACACCAUCAUCGACAGAUACCGGCUAUGCAUCGCAUUGUCUACCACCGGCUCAAGUCUCCCCUGCACCUGGACAUUUUGACUACUCCGUAAUGCAACAGGUCCCAUCUGGUUCUAGUCUCAGUUCGCUGCCCAUUCGACCCUCGUCGAAGCGGAAAACGAAGGUCCGAGGAGAAUCUGACGACGACACGAGAUCUGGAGAUGAGCGAGAUGUCGAUCGACGAUCUGCGAACAACGCAAGAGAACGAGUUCGUGUGCGUGACAUCAAUACAGCGUUCAAAGAACUUGGUAAAAUGUGUGGUCAGCACCUACCAAACGCAUCCGAGAAAGCGCAAACGAAGCUCGGAAUCCUACACCAAGCUGUUUCCAUUAUCACCGCUCUCGAGGAACAGGUGCGACAACGCAAUCUCAAUCCGAAAGCGGCUUGUCUAAAGCGACGAUCCGAGGACGAAAAGUUGCCACCGAACGCACUUAUGGAGCAAAAACCACACGAGUAUCAAGAACUUCGUGAUAUUGCAGCCAGAGGUGGAACUUAUCAGAAAGUCCCGCUGGGGAAGGGAGGACAGAUGUACGCGCUCAUACGAAACAAUACCCUAUUCGGCAUGGCUGAGAGGGAGAUUAAGAAACGCUUUCUGAACCCGAGAAAAUAUGGUUUGUUCAGAGUUGAAGGAGAAUACAGGAAUCGCUACUCUCCUAUUGACGACUUAGCUAAACUCUUGAAAACUAAUGAGGCAGUCAAAGAACAGAUGAUAUAUCCAAAUGCUACACAAUAUGCGUGUACGCUGCAGGUAUUCAGAAAUAAUUCAAGUAAUGUUUGUCAGCAGAAAGUUCUGUGCAUACUCGACAAAAAGGCUCCAGCGAAAUAUCAAAUAACAGGAAAGGCAUGUAACCGGGACAGAGACUGCACUUAUAUAAGACCCGCGGUAGAUUGGUUAGUGCCGGAUUUACUGAACAUCCUACACUCUACCUGGUUGAUGCAACUUCUCAUGGGAUUUUUCAGCAGUAAAUGA